AUGGCACGCCGGGAAGAGAAGCAACAGCGGAAACGAUGUUUGGCCAUUAUAUCGCGUGGAGUCUGCGCAGAUGUCGUUACAUCCCACGGCCAUGGUCCGGCAUAUAUUGUUGUUUUAUUCUUUCUUUCCAUUCUAUUCUGCAAUGUUCCUAUCUAUCUAUCUAUCUAUCUAUCUAUCUAUCUAUCUAUCUAUCUAUCUCAUUCAUAUCUAUCUGUCUAUCACAGUCUGUCCAUAUCUAUCUAUCUAUCUCAGUCUUUUUAUAUCUAUCUAUCUAUCUAUCUAUCUAUCUAUCUAUCUAUCUAUCUAUCUAUCUAUCUAUCUAUCUAUCCCAAUCUGUUCAUAUCUAUCUAUUACAGUCUGUCCAUAUCUAGCUAUCUAGCUAUCUAUCUCAGUCUGUUCAUAUCUAUCUAUCUAUCUAUCUAUCUAUCUAUCUAUCUAUCUAUCUAUCUAUCUAUCUAUCUAUCUAUCUGUCCGUCAAUACAUCUACGUGUCUAUAUAUCUAUUUACCACUGGGUGUCCAUAUCCAUCUAUGUCAUUUCAUCUAUCUUUGUCUAUCUACCUUUGAAUCAAUUUACCUACUACUUGUUUCUUCCUGUCUACUCCACGCCCGCCAUUUUCUUUCCAUAUCGAUUGCAUCAAUACCAUCGCUACGUGUUCGGCGUCCUCUCCUUUAACGACUGUCUCCAUCUCUAA
This is a messenger RNA of Acanthosepion pharaonis, 693 nucleotides long. The record is from the annotation of a GenBank genome assembly. Lineage: Eukaryota; Metazoa; Mollusca; Cephalopoda; Sepiida; Sepiidae.